Molecule: messenger RNA, 1923 nt
Organism: Mandrillus leucophaeus (drill)
Lineage: Eukaryota; Metazoa; Chordata; Mammalia; Primates; Cercopithecidae
Gene: IHH
Product: indian hedgehog
Exons: 3
Biological process (GO): cell fate specification; regulation of gene expression; multicellular organism development
Molecular function (GO): patched binding; calcium ion binding
Source: RefSeq, a predicted model, not a curated record
GUGGUGGGCAGCCGCCGGCGACCGCCGCGCAAACUCGUGCCGCUCGCCUACAAGCAGUUCAGCCCCAACGUGCCCGAGAAGACCCUGGGCGCCAGCGGACGCUAUGAAGGCAAGAUCGCUCGCAGCUCCGAGCGCUUCAAGGAGCUCACCCCCAAUUACAAUCCAGACAUCAUCUUCAAGGACGAGGAGAACACAGGCGCCGACCGCCUCAUGACCCAGCGCUGUAAGGACCGGCUGAACUCGCUGGCUAUCUCCGUGAUGAACCAGUGGCCCGGUGUGAAGCUGCGGGUGACUGAGGGCUGGGACGAGGACGGCCACCACUCAGAGGAGUCCCUGCAUUAUGAGGGCCGCGCGGUGGACAUCACCACAUCAGACCGCGACCGCAAUAAGUAUGGACUGCUGGCGCGCUUGGCAGUGGAGGCCGGCUUUGACUGGGUGUAUUACGAAUCAAAGGCCCACGUGCAUUGCUCCGUCAAGUCCGAGCACUCGGCUGCAGCCAAGACGGGCGGCUGCUUCCCUGCCGGAGCCCAGGUACGCCUGGAGAGUGGGGCGCGUGUGGCCUUGUCAGCUGUGAGGCCGGGAGACCGCGUGCUGGCCAUGGGGGAGGACGGGAGCCCCACCUUCAGUGAUGUGCUCAUUUUCCUGGACCGCGAGCCCCACAGGCUAAGAGCCUUCCAGGUCAUCGAGACUCAGGACCCCCCACGCCGCCUGGCACUCACACCCGCUCACCUGCUCUUUACAGCUGACAAUCACACGGAGCCAGCGGCCCGCUUCCGGGCCACAUUUGCCAGCCACGUGCAGCCUGGCCAGUAUGUGCUGGUGGCUGGGGUGCCAGGCCUGCAGCCUGCCCGCGUGGCAGCUGUCUCUACACACGUGGCCCUUGGGGCCUAUGCCCCACUCACAAGGCACGGGACACUGGUGGUGGAAGAUGUGGUGGCAUCCUGCUUCGCGGCCGUGGCUGACCACCACCUGGCUCAGUUGGCCUUCUGGCCCCUGAGACUCUUUCACAGCUUGGCGUGGGGCAGCUGGACCCCUGGGGAGGGUGUGCAUUGGUACCCCCAGCUGCUCUACCGCCUGGGGCGUCUCCUGCUAGAAGAGGGCAGCUUCCACCCACUGGGCAUAUCCGGGGCAGGGAGCUGAAAGGACUCCACCGCUGCCCUCCUGGAACUGCUGUACUGGGUCCAGAAGCCUCUCGGCCAGGAGGGAGCUGGCCCUGGAAGGGACCUGUGCUGGGGUGCACUGGCUCCUGCCAUCUCCUCUGCCAUGGAGAUACAUCAUUGAGACUUGACUGGGCAACACCAGGGUUCCCCACCCCCGCCGUGGUGUAGUCAUAGAGCUGCAAGCUGAGCUGGCGAGGGGGUGGUUGUUGACCCCUCUAUCCUAGAGACCUUGAGGCUGGCACGGCGACUCCCAACUCAGCCUGCUCUCACUAUGAGUUUUCAUACUCUGCCUCCCCCAUUGGGGAGGGCCCAUUCCAUCUGUCUUAGGCCCCUUUGGGUGGGCUUGCACCUCAGUUGAUGCUGCUAAAUUCCCUGGGAGCCAGCAUGGAGCUGGCUGGACCCGAUGCUGUCCAGAACUGGGAAGGCCACAGGGGUGGGGCAGCCAUCCCGGCCAUUCUGAGGUAUGACAUUCCUCCCCGGCCACACUCCUCAAGACACAUUCAGAGACUGUUGCUGUCAGUGGGCAGAGUUCUGUGUUCUGGCCAAUGUGACCAUAGUGCCGGGGACUGGGGGAAGUGGGCUGGAUGUGCUUGCCACCCCCCGGGCUAAGCUCCCUCUUCUGCUGAACCAUGAUCCCCACCCCUUCCGCUGGUCAGUCUCCCAUACCUUAUUUAUUGGCGCGGAGGGGGAAGCCCAUGGGAGAAUUCUGGGGAUGUUUUGGUCUUUUCUUCCUUUUGUAAUAAAAAUUAUUUAAGUUGUUAGA